Molecule: messenger RNA, 2879 nt
Organism: Achroia grisella
Lineage: Eukaryota; Metazoa; Arthropoda; Insecta; Lepidoptera; Pyralidae
Gene: Cbz
Exons: 6
Coding region: 694-2259 (521 amino acids)
Biological process (GO): regulation of transcription by RNA polymerase II
Cellular component (GO): nucleus
Molecular function (GO): DNA-binding transcription factor activity, RNA polymerase II-specific; RNA polymerase II cis-regulatory region sequence-specific DNA binding
Source: RefSeq, a predicted model, not a curated record
AUCAGUUCCUCCAGAAAAUUAGUCGUGUCUAUUGUGUUGAAAUUUAAAAAAUUUUGUGUUACAAGUUCAAGAAAAUAAUUAUCAUUCAUUGGUGAAAAUUUAGUCCAGAUAGUGUGACGUAUUGAUUAAUUUAAAAUAAUAAAUUCGGUACCUCUCUUACUUAAAUUUAAAUACUAUUGUAAUACACUAUAUACUUAUAAUUAAGUAUAUUAAGUUAAUUCAGUGGCAGGAUUGUUGACUAUCUACAUUCUGUUUAUUACUUGGUCUUAUUAGUUAAGACCUUUUUGGUGUUUCAUUGCAUUACAAAGUAAAUUACCCGACGAACAAGAGAAGAGAGAAAGAGUAGUGCCUAUCAUGAGCUACGCGUGCACCAAAAAAUCAAACAAUCUGUCUUACUCGGAUUAUAACAUCUCUAUUUGUAAUUUGGCGCAUGAUCACGUAGUUUUGCAUCGCCAUAAUUAUUGUAUGCGAAAGGACAAGAUUAAGAUGUGUAACAUGGUUACUUUUAGAAGACAAGUCAAGAUGCCUACAACAGGGACAAUUUUUUGGCUUGGCGCUUAAAGAGUUAAGAUUUCAAAAGGAGCUCGCGAAGAGUUCGAAAAAUUCUAUACAAAAUGGUUGCUCAAAAGAUCACCUGUCCGAGUCGGAGCGACGAUAUCGGAAAUCAAAACAACAAUACAAACACCAAAAGAUAUGGUUUUUUCGCAAACGAGUCACAAGACUCCAAGUGUUUUGAAAGUAGUAGAAAUAGAUCGUUUAAAAGCAAACAAAGGUGCAGCUCAGCACGUGAACGGCUUGACGGGAACAACUGCCGAAGCAAAUCCAGGAGGAGCAACGCCGUCAUCGCCUGUGACUAUAACCACCUUUUCAGAGGAGUAUUUGAAACCGGAGCCGUUAUUCGAGAGCACAAUGUUUCGGGAAUCGGACUACGAGUUCUUCCAAGAUCUGGCCUCGUCCUUCGAUCCCGUCAAGGACGAACUAGCACAGACCACUGAUAAGUCAACAAGAAAAACUGACACAAGGGCAAACACAUUUGACACAAUGAACACGCCAUUCUCUCCCCAAAGUUGGGAUGUUAAUUCCCCUCUUGCUCAGGCAAGUUUCUACUGCAGUACUCCAAAAGAGUCACCUUCACCAAAAGCAGUAGAUUCGUUUACUUUUGACGAUGCCUUAUUCGAUUACAAUAAUGAAAAUAAAAUGCAAUUUUCUGAGCAAUUUUUAGAUAUAAGUAGCUUGCCAGUAGUAAUAGGGGAAGAAACAUCGGAGAAAAUGGGAGAAAAAAGUUGGCCAGAGGUGGCAUCUACUCAUGACUGGCCCACUCCAUACAAUACACAUUACAAUAAAUACACAAACACACAAAGUAUGCCCUUUAUCCAUCAAGAAGACUCCCUCAACCAAGAAGAUUUAAAAUAUAUGGCGGUUAUACCAAGAGAAGUAGAAAGAAAUGAUGUGGUCGUAUCAGAAUAUUUGCUAAAUGACGACCAGGGAAAAGGAGGGGUUUUAGAAGAAACGGGAUCGAGAAAUCUCCCUUUAGGCUUGUCUGUUGACAUACCAACAGCGCUCACAUCUACCGGACCUAAUAUCAGUACACCAGAUGUUCUAAACUACGUGCAACAGUUGGAAGAGGAAAGUUGCCCACUAACAGAAACGAAAUCACCCAUGAAAUGGUUUCUUGAAGAAGAAAGUGUUGUCUUUACUGACCCAGUCAUAACCAGUACCAAGAGUUCUUCAGUUCCAGCGGAUUACAUGCCUAUUACACCUAAGGAUGAAUCCCAAAUUGAUUCAGAGGAAGAACCUAUUUCCACUUCAAAUAGAAAGCGGCGGCAUGACAGCGAAGAUUCUGAUGAAACAUAUAUGCCUCACACAGAACAUACUACUAGGAAGUACAAGAAAAGAAAAUCAAAUAUUCCUAUAAAAGAUAUGAUUCUAGCCCUGGAAGGCUCGCAACACUUGACAAAACCACGAAAAAGAGGGCGUCCACCGAAAAGGAGAGAAAGCACUGUUUCUUCUGUUUGUAGUGUAGAUGACAAUACAUCAACAAUUUCUACACACGAAACAAAAUACAGAGAAUUAAGAGAUAAAAAUAAUGAAGCAUCUAAAAGAUCUAGAAUGAACAGAAAACUCAAGGAGCUGCAAAUGGAACAGUUAGCAGAUGACUUGGAAGAGAAAAAUAAAAAGUUAUCUGUAAAGGUUAAAGUUUUAGAAGAAAUGACCGUUAAAUUAAAGAAUGCGUUAAUGACAGCCAUGACGCAAAAAUGAAGAUGAAAUUUUAUUUUUCAUGGGUUUUAUGAUUUGUAUAUACGCAUAGCGUACUUCAUUACAGAGAAAAUGUUGGGAGACAUUAAUAAUGCUAUGAUGAUAAAGAUGCAUGUGAAGUGGUAUUAUUUCUCAGUUUACAAAAGUUAUCUUGGACUUGACAAAAGUGUAGGUGUUAACCUAUAUAAUUUUACCUAGAUGUGACUUUCAAUGUAGAUUAAGAUUUAACUAUGUUAAAUUUAGGUACUUUAAUUAAAUCACAGUACAGUGCCAGUAAAUGAUUUGUAUUUUAAUAUAUUUUUUCAACUGUUUAUUAAUUAUUAAUCUCGAUGCUAUCAUCUUUAAUGAUAUAGUGACAAUUAAAUAUAAAGUUAAUAUACUUAUUGUAAUCAAUUUACAUGGCUUGGGCAAUAGUUGUUAAAAUUUUAUAUUAAGUUUAAAUAUUGGCUCACAAGCCCUGUUUGUAUCUAAUUUGUAAAACACUAUUGUGAAAAAAAUGAAAAAAUAAUUACCUAUUUUUAAGUAAUUACACACAUUUUGUUAAUUUUAUGAAUGGCCAAAGAGCCUCUUUCUAUUCUGAUUAUACAUAGUUACAAUAAAUGAUUUCUUUAAUUUAAAAGCAA